AUGGCGGCUCAUGAAGCUCAGUGCCAGAGAAUCCACCCAUCCCCGGCGGCCGACGUGGAGUCACAACAACCACCGCCAGCUCGCCCCAACCAGAAACCCAUCUCCACCGCCACGUGGCGGCCACCCACCCACCCUCCCCCAAUUCGGCCCCCUCCCCCGCCGCCACUAGCCGCCGGAGCCCACCUGCUAAAGAAACCCAAACGUAGUUGCUGCAGCCCAUGCAAGUGCGUGUGCUGGACGCUCGCCAUCCUCCUCCUCCUCACCAUCGUCCUCGCCGCCACCGCCGGCGCCAUCUACCUCAUCUUCAAGCCCAAAGUCCCCAACUACUCCGUUGACAGCCUCCGCAUCACCGACCUCACGCUCAACAUGGACCUCUCCCUCACCGCCAAAUUCGACGUCCGGGUCACCGCCGACAACCCCAACGACAAGAUCGGGAUCUACUACGAGAAAGGCGGGGUCAUUAGCGUGUGGUAUCAGGGGACCAGCCUCUGCGUGGGGCCCAUCCCGAGGUUUUACCAGGGACACCGAAACGUCACCAGGCUCCACGUGGCGCUGGCGGGGAGGAACCAGUACGGGAGCGCGGUGAUGUCGGCGAUCCAGCAGCAGCAGGCCACGGGGAGGAUUCCGUUGGAGCUGAGGAUACACGCGCCGGUGGCGGUGAAGCUGGGCGCGUUGAAGAUGAGGAAGGUGAAGGUGUUGGGGAAGUGUUUGCUGGUUGUGGAUAGCUUGAGUUCCAGUAGUAAGAUACGAAUCCAGGCCAGUGAUUGCAACUUCAAGUUGAAGCUUUGA
Linum tenue is the source of this 789-nucleotide messenger RNA. The record is from the annotation of a GenBank genome assembly. NCBI's taxonomy places the organism in Eukaryota, Viridiplantae, Streptophyta, Magnoliopsida, Malpighiales, Linaceae.